AUGUACCGAAUGCCGCAACCGCGCGCGCUCUGCACUUUGCUGCUACUACUGCUCGGUUCUAUGAAAUUAGUUAGAGGCUACUGCAACGUGCUAGAUCACCAGGCAUGCGAUGAGUUAUGCAAGGUUGACAAUUACUGGUAUGGCCACUGUACAGCUUGGGAUGGAAAGAAUUUUAGUUGCAAAUGCUUUGACUACGUAGCGCCGUUAGACGGUACAGCAUGUACAGGAAAACAUGCGCACUGUGCAAGAAAAUGUAAAGAAACAGGAUCAGAGGGUGGAUUUUGCUAUCCGCAGAGAGAUCGAGGAUCAGAACGUAGACGUACCGGAUGCGAAUGUUUCAAGGAACUCCCACCGUUAGUGAAACGACGAAAGCGUUCAUACAACUACAUAAUAGCGACGAAACGGUUGUCAUAA
This is a messenger RNA of Necator americanus (New World hookworm), 414 nucleotides long. RefSeq lists its product as uncharacterized. Lineage: Eukaryota; Metazoa; Nematoda; Chromadorea; Rhabditida; Ancylostomatidae. Bases 1 to 414 code for a protein of 137 amino acids. The record is from RefSeq and is a predicted model, not a curated record. The transcript is spliced from 5 exons.